Molecule: messenger RNA, 4980 nt
Organism: Anthonomus grandis grandis
Lineage: Eukaryota; Metazoa; Arthropoda; Insecta; Coleoptera; Curculionidae
Product: sodium/potassium-transporting ATPase subunit beta-2-like
Exons: 7
Coding region: 176-1123 (315 amino acids)
Biological process (GO): intracellular potassium ion homeostasis; intracellular sodium ion homeostasis; potassium ion import across plasma membrane
Cellular component (GO): sodium:potassium-exchanging ATPase complex
Molecular function (GO): ATPase activator activity
Source: RefSeq, a predicted model, not a curated record
UCGCGAAAAGAGUGAGAGAGAGACGCCUUCUAUCGACUCUCAAGCGACGUCGACGCGUCGCGUCGCAAAUUGUAGACGCGUUGUCGCGCAACUCGAUAUCUCUACUCCGGUUUAUACCUCCGUUUUCCACCCCUUCUUGCAGGAGCAGUGCCACAACCAGCAGGAUAGUGUGGAAAUGGCCGACAAGAAACCCGAAAAUCAGUAUUACACCCGGCCACCAAAACUAGGAACAUGGGAAUCGUUACGGAUUUUUAUUUGGAAUUCGGAAACCGGACAGUUUUUGGGAAGAACCGGAAGCAGUUGGGCGAAAAUUCUCCUAUUUUACAUCCUCUUCUAUAUCGUUCUGAUUGGAUUCUUCUCAGCGAUGUUGGUAGUUUUCUUCCAGACACUGGAUUACAAGGUCCCUAAGUGGCAACUGGAUAGUUCUUUGAUAGGAAGUAACCCAGGUCUUGGAUUCAGACCAAUGCCACCAGAGAGUAACAUUGAAAGUACCCUAAUUUGGUACAAACCAUCGGACAUUGGAAAUAUACAGUACUGGCAGAAAGAACUUAAUAAAUUCCUUGUUCAUUACAACAAAAGCAACAACCCCCACGCUGACAAGCUAGAAGACUGCCCUCCACACCAAAGACCUUCUCCAGGAAAAGUUUGCAAUGUCCAGGUGGAUCAUACUUGGGGUCCCUGCUAUCCAGGCGAAGGAUUCAACUAUGGAUCGCGAGAUGGUGGUCCAUGUAUCUUCCUCAAGCUUAACAGAAUCUACAACUGGUUGCCAGAAUAUUACAACGACUCCAACAUAGACCAAGUGCCAACCAUGAAAGAAAGUCUUAAGAAAGAAAUUAGGUCAGCCCCGAAUAACAAAAUCGUGUGGGUAACCUGUGAAGGUGAGAAUACUGCCGAUAUUGAACAUAUCGGUCCCAUAAGGUAUAUUCCACAGAAAGGUUUCCCAUCUCAGUACUUCCCUUAUUUGAAUCAGGAGGGGUAUCUUAGCCCGCUUGUAGCUGUACAUUUUGAAAAGCCAAAACGUGGCGUCCUGAUUAAUAUCGAAUGCAAAGCGUGGGCGAAAAACAUCAAGCACGAUAAAGCAGACAGGAGAGGAUCCGUCCAUUUUGAACUAAUGGUCGAUUAAAUCCUUUCAAAAAUAAGGUGAAGAGGCUUUUAACAACUGCCAAGACUCGACCAGCAAAGGCCCAUAUAAUUUUUAUUUAAAUUCUGUUUUUUUUUUAUGAGAAAGUCGAGAGAAGCUCUUAAGAAGGCUUUGCUGUGACAGAUCGUAAACGCCUCAACUUACUUACUAUAGAAUAAAUAAAUAAAAUGAUACAGCCGUGGAAAAUUUAAAGUUGAUUUUGUAUUCAUCUCAUCAUAAUAAAUUUAUACGGAUGUUGUACCAGUAAAAAAUCCAGCUACAAAAUCAUCAUUAAAUUGCAUAUACCAACUCCACAUAAAUAGAUUGUUGUUUAAGUAUCUUUAAAAAAAAUAAUAAUAUCCAAGCAUAAAGUCUGUUAUUUGUUAAUAACAAAAAAAUAUUACGCAUUGUUGUAAAUGGACCUUUCUCGUGAAAUCGGCCAUAAUUUCGCGAUUAGAGGCUCAAAGUAGUAAACUCAAGUUAGCGUCGACGUUAAGUUAUGCCUAAAGUUUAAAAACGCUGUUUUAGAUUUUAAAAUCGGAAAAAAAUAUGAAAUUUGUAGCGUGUGAUCCCCGUACUAAUAUAAUAUGAUAUUUAGGUUAACAUUUUUAAUUGGCUUCAAUAUUAUUUAUAAGUCGUUAAGUUUGUGAUAAGGAUAAGAAGUCGGCGUGCAUCGGUUCAUUAAUUUGUAAAUAGUAAAUAAUUUUUGCUUCUUUCGCAUUUUAGCUCAAAAAACAACAAACAACAGUUUAAUCAACUGUAGGACGUAAGGUUUAAAUUAAGCAAACAUUUCGUUUCACUUCUCAUCUAAUUUUAUGUAUUGUAUAUGCUUUCUCUGUAAAUUAAUCAAGUUUUUGUCAAAAAAAUUUCAAAUAACUUUGUUUCUUAAAACUUUUCUGAGCGGUACGAAAGUUUUAAGGACACUCAGAAUAUACCAAAAAAAAUAUUGUUAUUGAUAGACCUAAACUUAAGUGUUAAUAGUACUUCAUAGAAUUUAGUAUAUUUUAGAAUAUAUUAUAAAAUGUACGAAUUGGGACAUAAAAGCUGUUUAGGACUGAUUUUUGUUGGGGCACAUUUUGCAUAUCAAAAAACAGUUUGUAAUUAAAAAAAACAUUCAUAAAGGGUUUCCAUAGUUUAAAAUAUUAUAGGUGUUUCAGAGUUGUUGCGAUCAAGAUAUAAAAAUAUUUCUUACGGAUAUUGAUGUAGAAAUACGUAAUUUCUAAGACACAGGAUGCUAAGUUUAAAAAUGAAUAGUUUCUAUUCAUAAAUUUAAAACAUUUGUGCUCUUUUAAACUUUAAUAAUUUAUUAAAUGGCAAUUAAUAGGCAAUAAACCAAUUAGAUUUUAUCUGGAUCACCCUACAGUUUUUGUGAGAGUAUUAAAAAAACUUUGAUAUUUAAGUUUAGCAAAAAUAGAACUAAGUGAUUUAAAAAUCAAAAUAUUUCAAGAUCGAGUCACUUUACUAGAAAAAUGCUUAUAAUCAAUUUGUUGAUAGAAAAAUGUCUAAUCUACACAUUUGUUAAAUAAUUGUUGUUGCAAUGUUAUAUAUAUAUAUAUUGGGCAAAAUUGCUGUUGAUAGGACCACAUUGAGUUGAAGGUUGAAAGAUCUCAAGAUCUAGUCACUUAAUGAAAAAAAAUCCUUUAAUAAUCUUAAUGGAUAAGAAUCCAAAUUACACAUUUGUUUUCUUAUAAAUUUAAUGUAUGAUCAACGGAUAUAUUGAUAUUCGAUAUCUAAUAUAUGAGCAAAGUUGGUCUUGACAAAAUCACUAUGACUUGAAGGUCGAAAUAUCGCGACAUUUAGUCACUUUAUGAACUUUUUUCUUAAUAAGGAUAGUAGUGAAAUAUACAAAAUUUGGUGAAUCGAUAAAUGAAAUAAUGCAAGCUUAUGGGUAAUGUAAUGGCGUAAGUUAGUUUAAUGGGAUACAAAAGACUAUGUGUGUCGGUACGGCUCUAUGGUAGUCAUUCAAAACCAAUAUAUGAAUUAUCAGUGACAGUUUGAUUGCACAGAACUCACAGAUACGUCAUCAGCAUAACAAACCUUGCCUCUAAUGUGAUUGAGACUUCCAUAGAAAGCAACAUGGCAGUGUCUUGUUCUGCAUCUCAGCAAGGCCUUUAAUUGUAUUCAUUAUUAAGAAACUUAUUAAGAGCUAUCAUAACUUUAAAUAUGGUAGUAAAAAACUCAUUGACUCUUUCCAUAGUUGCAGAUGGCUGGUGGUCUAUCGGCAACGAAGGAUCUUAACAUUGGAGUCCCAUAAGGACCACUCGAUCCAUAUUAUUUAGGGUUAUUGCAAAAUAUGCUUUCUUAUGACGAUCACGCGAUAGUUCUUUAUGCUGCUAGUACCUACAAGCUGCUCAUAAAUCAGUUAUUACUUUAUCAUUCACCCUAUAAUUUACGUUUACAAAGGUGCAGAAAGGGUUCUCAGUAUUAAACAAUUCAAUAUUUUGCCAGAUGUUGUAAAGUCUGUUUUAAUUCUUUAAAAACAAGUCUCAAAAUGUUUCAAAGUACUAAUGCCUUUUAUUCCUUAAAUAAAUAUUUUUGUUUCAACUUUAACAUUUUUAUUGUCUCUCACAAUAAAUAUGAGAUAUAAUUUCCAUUUGACUAAAUAUGAAAUUCCUGGAAGAUAUAAAAAAAUUUAAAUUAAAUGCAAAAUGUCAUUAAAGGUCUGGAGCCAGACAAAAGAUUUAAGUUUGUAACAUUAAUUUUUUAAAGAAAACCAACAUGUAUUCAUAUUGACUUCUUUGGCCUCUAGGCAACUAAGAAAAACGGCCAGCAGAUGUGUGUUAAUUAUUUAAAUAAACCAUAAACUAUUUUUUUAAACCGGUAAAAGCAUUUUAAAGUUAUUAAUAAAAAAUUGUUUUUUUUUUAAACUUAACAGAUUGUAUCUUGAAAACGACGCCUUCUCUAACUUUUAUUCGUAAAUAAUUUUUCAUAUAUUUUGGUUAAACGAACUCACAAACACUCUUUAUAUAUAUUAUAAAGGACACUAUAUUUUAAUUUAAUUUUUAUAAAAAAUAUCAGUUUGGGGAUUACGCACAAAAAAGCGCGCUUUCAAUAUCAACAAAUUGCAAUUUUUUAUAAAUUUCUCCCCUUUCCAUGGAAUCCCCUUGCAAUAUUAUUUUCAUGAGCAAAAGCCCCAUAUCACAGAUGAAUACAUUUUAAGGUAAUUCAGUCAGUAUUCAUUCCAUAAGUUUAUUAAGAUAAACGUUGUCGCUUUAAAUGUAAAAAUUUUUAAUAAAAAUAAACUCUAUCCUAUAUAAAAUUUGUAAAAUAUUAUUGACAGGUUAAUUAAGUCUUAAUAAUAUUGACCCUAUUGUAUUGUAUUUUUCAAUAUUAUUUUUAAUUUACAAAAUGCUACAAUUGUUGUUAUACUCGUGGCAAUAUAUUUGGAGCAAUGGUUAAUAAUUUUUUUGUUAAUAUUUAAAGUUAAUUUAAAAUAUGGUGGAUGGAAGGUCUCUCUAAUCUCCAUCCAAGGAGGACAAUAAACUGUAAUAAUGUCCAAAAGAAUUUCCAGCAAUAGGGAAAAAUUAUUAUUUUCUAUUUCCUUUUUCACCAUAUUUUAAUCACUUUAAAAGUAAAUAAACAGGGUUAAAUAUAUAACAUAUUAUAUAUUUCUCUCUCUGUCUAUUUUUGGGUAUCUUACUUAGUUUAAUUUUAAAUAAAAUAUUUUUUUCACAUACAGAACGCAUAUAAUGGUAGUUUUAACAUAGUCGUUUCUUUAUGUAGAGGAAAAUUAAUGAUACUGCGCGCUAUCACAACGUGGUUACUCGUUCGUGUUUUUGUUAAUUCUGUACUUUUUUGCUUAAAUGUGUGAUUUUUUCAAUAAAUUUAGGUACCUUAAAUAAAUAAUAUUAGUGGUUCUA